GUGGGAUCAAAAGACUUGUUCCUUCCAUAGGAUCGCCUUUAGUCCUCACGGACUAACGGCGGUUUUUCUUCAAACCUGGGCGAAGAGCUCGUUGACACUUCUUCAUCGUCCUCUAAAUUAGCGACCAUCUGAAACUCUUUACUCGGUUGUUUCUCCUCCUUUUCUUCUUCUUCAGUUAAUAUGAGCUUUCUCAAUGUUCACUCUCAGUAUUUCCCUAAUUCCCAGAUAACUUUAUUUUCAACUGCAACUACUCUUUAUCUAUCUAAAAUACCCAAAUCUUGUCACCCUCUAAACAAUGUCUUCUCCACAUCAACAACUUCAUCUCCAUUAUCUUCUUACUCAAUUAAUUUACUACCUAAUUGUGUAUUGGAAAGAAGAAGAAGAAGAAACCCUAGUAAGGUUUCAUCAAGCCGGGAUACUCCAAUUUGGUUUGGUAAUGGUGAAUUAGAUAGUUUUGAAGUUUCUAGACAACUUGAUGAUUUAGCAAUUGAUGGAGUUGUUUAUAAAAAAACUCUGAGACUUGUUGAAUCCUCUAUGUUUGCUGCUGUUGCUGGGUUAGCGUAUUUCUUGAGCAAUUCUCUUGCAAUUGAGAACUAUUUUGGUUGUUUCUUCUCUUUGCCAAUAGUAAUCUCUUCUAUAAGGUGGGAUCUUGCAGCUGGUAGAAAAACUAUGGUGGCAACUGCCAUGCUAUUACUUACCUUGUCAGGUCCAGUGAAGGCUUUAACCUAUUUGCUCAUGCAUGGAUUGGUUGGCCUUGCCAUGGGUUCUUUGUGGAGGUUGAGGGCUAAUUGGGGUCUCUCCAUUGCUUUAUGCACAUUUGUUAGAGCUAUGGGUGCAAUGGGGUGUGUUCUAAUAUCCUCAUUCUUGAUAAGAGAAAACAUACCAUCUCUGAUCACCAUAAACAUUCACGCUUCUCUCACUUACAUUCUUACCGUGAUAGGUGUAAAUACAAUCCCAUCGAUGUAUACAAUAUAUGCCAUAUUUGGCACCGUGCUUUUACUCAACUGCGUGUUCUUUGUAUUCCUGCUACACAUUCUAUAUGCUGUGUUCCUGUCCAGGCUUGGGAUGAAGGCUUCUUUGUCACUGCCUAAAUGGGCAAAAGCAAUUUGAAGAUCAUCGGAUUCUCAAUAACUCAAUUGUUGUUGUUUAAGCAUGUGUCUUUACUUAUUCUUCUUAUGCUGUUUGAAGAAGAAUUACUCCUCAAUUUUAUCACCCUAUUUCUUAACUUUACAACUCCAGCCGGCAACCUGAAGACAAUUCCUGGCAGAAGGUAUAGAUGAGGAACCAGGAAUAAAGACAAACUUUCCCGUUGCCCGCCCAAUAUUAUAAACUUCGAGGGUUCUGAUCUAUGUACUAGUGAUAGUGAAUUUUACUCAUGAUGAUUUGUGCCUCACUUCAUAAUUUUGCCUUGGGGUUGUUCUUGAAGGAAACAUGAUUUACAAUUUUUAUCAAACAUCUCAUUUGAAUUGUACGGUUGUACCAAGCCUAAAUUGAUGGUGUACGAUUUGCAUAUAUAAAACUACAUUGUAAACAUCAUUGGUUGAAAAUUUGACAAGACGGAAAGUGUUUUGGCUGGAC
Molecule: messenger RNA, 1578 nt
Organism: Papaver somniferum (opium poppy)
Lineage: Eukaryota; Viridiplantae; Streptophyta; Magnoliopsida; Ranunculales; Papaveraceae
Exons: 8
Coding region: 181-1110 (309 amino acids)
Source: RefSeq, a predicted model, not a curated record